UUGUAAUAGCAUUUGUUGUCUCAGCUACUUUUAAGGGUUCGACGACAAAUUUGUAUCAAAAUAUUGUAUGUUAACAUGCAAUAUCAAAUGAUAUGACAUGUGAUAUAUAAUUGAUACUUUCAUUCUUGCAACAGUCCUUUAAGUUCGAUCGGGGAAGUAUUGGGUUUUAUAAUAUAUGUUAUAUUGAAAGUAAGUAGAUUAUUAAUAUUGAUCUCUUUUAUACCGUGAAAGUCGUGAAAUAUAUUUAAAAGCUAUUUGAAGGCAACUAUUUUAUUAUUAUUAAUAGUCAGUUAAUGCAGUACAGCUAUAGAUCUUCAGAAACAAUUAUCUUAAUAAGAAUUUAUGAUCAAGACUCGAUAGAAUACUACUAAUCAUACUGCUGAGUCAAAAUUCAUUGCAAAAGAUAUCUCAAACGUGGUGGUCCAGUGUAGGUAGUAUUCUAUAAUAAGCUGUCGUGGUUUGUGUCUGAACUACCUCAUGAAAAAGAUAUCUCAAACGUGGUGGUUCAGUGUAGGUAGUAUUCUACAAUAAACUGUCGUGGUUUGUGUCUGAACUACCUGAAAAAUAUAUCUCAAACGUGGUGGUCCAGUGUAGACAGUAUUCUACAAUAAGCUGCCGUGGUUUGUGUCUGAACUACCUGAAAAAGAUAUCUCAAACGUGAUGGUCCAGUGUAGGUAGUAUUCUACAAUAAGCUGUCGUGGUUUGUGUCUGAACUACCUGAAAAAGAUAUCUGAAACGUGAUGGUCCAGUGUAGGUAGUAUUCUACAAUAAGCUGUCGUGGUUUGUGUCUGAACUACCUGAAAAAGAUAUCUCAAACGUGGUGGUCCAGUGUAGGUAGUAUUCUACAAUAAACUGUCGUGGUUUGUGUCUGAACUACCUGAAAAAGAUAUCUCAAACGUGGUGGUCCAGUGUAGAUAGUAUUCUACAAUAAACUGUCGUGGUUUGUGUCUGAACUACCUGAAAAAGAUAUCUCAAACAUGGUGGUCCAGUGUAGGUAGUAUUCUACAAUAAGCUGUCGUGGUUUGUGUCUGAACUACCUGAAAAAGAUAUCUCAAACAUGGUGGUCCAGUGUAGAUAGCAUUGAAAAAAGUUCUUGACAUUUUGAGCAGAAAGCUUUCAUCAGGAAUGUUGUAGGAUUUAUUUCAUGAGAUAUGAACUAUACAACAGCUUCCUUAUAUAUUUAUCUACCUUGUAGCUUUUUUAAAAGAAGACGAACAAUUAUGGCUCAGGGACAUGAAAAGCGUAAGGCGUAAGUUAAUGAACCUAUAAAAUUAUGUCAAGAAAACAGCAGUAUCUUUGAUAAACAACAAAUAAACAACACUCAUGAAAUGAACAACAUCAACAACAAUAGUUGCCACAAUUAUAGCUUAAAACCAAACAUCAAUGAGAAAUAUACUACAAGACAUGUUAAUUUGGCCAUGUAAAAAAUAAUUUCAUGGCUUAAUUGGCAUUUAUAGAGAUCUUAAAGUUGUCAUUCUUGGUGAUUCUUCAGUUGGCAAAACGACAUUGAUUCACAGAUAUAUGGAGGGGGUGUUUACAAACAAAGCUUCGGUAAGUAUCUCAAUUCUUAAACUAAACUAACUUUAUUUAUACUGGAUAGCUCUAUCAGUUCUAAACUGUUCUUCUUGGAGAUCCGGUAAGGAUCAUCUCUUAUUGAUCCAGUGUUACUACAGGAGGAAACCUAAACUAAACUGACUUUAUUUAUACUGGAUAGCUCUAUCAGUUCUAAACUGUUAGUCUAAUAAGAGUCAUUUUGUAUUGAUCCAGUGAACAUUAAUUACUACGGGUGGGAACAUAUGUUCAUGACAUUGUAUUGUGUGAUAUAGUGAAGCAUCUUUACCUCUUUCCUUGCUGUAGACUAUUGGGGCUUCAUUUAUCCUAAAGCAAUGGGGUCCUUAUAAUGUUGCCAUAUGGGUGAGUAUAUCUCAAGCAGACUGUAGGUAUAGUAUUCUACAAUAAGCUGUCGUGGUUUGUGUCUGAACUACCUGAAAAAUAUAUCUCAAAUGUGGUGUGCUGGUGUAGGUAGUAUUCUAUGAUAAGCUAUCGUGGUUUGUGUCUGAACUACCUGAAAAAGAUAAAUCAAAUGUGGUGGUCCAGUAGUGUAGGUAGUAUUCUAUGAUAAACUGCCGUGAUUUGUGUCUGAACUACCUGAAAAAGAUAUCUCAAACGUGGUGGUCCAGUGUAGGUAGUAUUCUAUGAUAAGCUGUCUUGAUUUGUGUCUGAACUACCUGAAAAAGAUAUCUCAAAUGUGGUGGUCCAGUGUAGGUAGUAUUCUAUGAUAAGCUGUCUUGAUUUGUGUCUGAACUACCUGAAAAAGAUAUCUCAAACGUGGUGUGCUGGUGUAGGUAGUAUUCUAUGAUAAGCUACCUAAAAACCAUGAAGAACAUUCAUUGGAUGUUUAGCAACAGCUUUUAACCUCCUAACAAAGGGAUUAGGGAAGUUAAAAAAUUCCAGUUACAACACAAACCACAGUGACUUACUAUAUAGUAGGGUAUUAUUAAAUUUUUUAUAUUAAAUAAUGUUUUUCAAAGUUUAUAUUAUAAAUAACUCUUUUGAUUUCUAAUUUAGGACACUGCGGGUGAGGAAAAAUAUGCAGGACUUUCUUCAUUUUACUGUCGAGGUGCUUCGGCUGCAAUUUUAGCAUACGACUUAACAAGACAUGACUCUUUAAACAUUUUAAAAGAACGACAUAUUCCCCUUUUACAAAGUGCUGAAGAAGACUGCCUUUGCGUUGUGGUCGGUACAAAACUAGACCUUGUUAACGAUACCACUCGACAAAUUUCGACAGACAUGGGCAAAGCCUUAGCCAAAAGUCAAAAUAAGGUUAGAUAUGCUGACUCGGCAAAUGUGGUUCCGUAUUUUGAAACAAGUUCAAAGACUGGAAAGAAUGUUGAAGACGUUUUUAGCUUUAUCCUAAAUACAUGUUUGCCAUUGGAGAAUGACUGUAAGGACAAAAUGACAAGGAAGCUAAGUAGUGGUGGUUGUGUCGAUCUACAUCAACCGAAAAAUUGUCACGAGAAGCGAAAAUGCUGCUAGGAAUGUAAUAUAGUGUUGUAGAGCAAAUAAUAUUUUAGGUGAUUCAAUUUUAUACUAAUUGUAAUGUGAGCUGUAAACAUUUUUUAUUUUUGGGCUACACCAAGAUAGGGCUAGCUCAUGACGAGUAAAAUUUCCUUUAACAGUUUUAAAAUUUUUUGUAAAUUUCUUUUUUGUAUUUAGC
Molecule: messenger RNA, 3217 nt
Organism: Paramuricea clavata
Lineage: Eukaryota; Metazoa; Cnidaria; Anthozoa; Malacalcyonacea; Plexauridae
Source: the annotation of a GenBank genome assembly